Messenger RNA from Thlaspi arvense, 738 nucleotides. The record is from the annotation of a GenBank genome assembly. NCBI's taxonomy places the organism in Eukaryota, Viridiplantae, Streptophyta, Magnoliopsida, Brassicales, Brassicaceae.
AUGGAAGAGAUGGAAGAAAAUAAUCAAGUUGAGCAACAUCAUGUCGACACUUCUCGUCCUUUUAGCUCGGUUAAAGAAGCUGUUGCCAUAUUUGGCCAACGGAUUAUGCUACCGGUACAAACUCACACCGUAAACCCUAAACCAGUAAGUCCUUUCGCUAGUCCUAGCAUCAGCCAGACUCCUAAACCGGUAAGUCUCGUUGCUAGUCCUAGAAUCAGCCACACCGCCACUUUGCCAUCUUCUCCAUGGAAGCAACGAGCCUCGUUGCCUUCUUCUCCUCAAGGUUUAAAAGAAGAGUUCAUGGAUGUUUUGAAGAAGCUUGAAGCCGAGAUAACGGAAACGAAGACAGAAGUGAGGAUGUUGAAGGAGAGAGAGUCUGAGACAGAGGUUGCUUUGGCUACUUUAAACGCUGAGCUACAUAAGAACAUGUCAAAGAUGGCUAAAGCCGAGGCUGAUGCUGCAGGGAAGAGCGUGGCGGCAAUGGCUAAAUCUGUAAGCUUCAAGGAAACGAAAGAGAAGGAAAAUGGAGAGGAAGAGAGGAGGAGAGAGCUGAUGAGGAUGAUGCAGAAAGAGUAUCCUUCAUUGGCUCAGAUACUUGACAGUAACAAAGGAGACAGAAAUGGGUAUUUUGCAAAGACUACAAAGAAGACGAAGAAGAAACCUAUCAUAGAGACUGAUAACUCCUUAACAUCGAGUCUGUGUGGGAAGAAGGAACUAAACCACAACUCAAGGGUUUGA